This is a messenger RNA of Anguilla anguilla (European eel), 440 nucleotides long. Its product is annotated as mediator of RNA polymerase II transcription subunit 19a. The record is from RefSeq and is a predicted model, not a curated record. NCBI's taxonomy places the organism in Eukaryota, Metazoa, Chordata, Actinopteri, Anguilliformes, Anguillidae. Bases 182 to 430 code for a protein of 82 amino acids. The transcript has 3 exons.
UGGGCGUACUCACAUAAACCUACUGGCACAGGUAGGGUGCAGGAUAACACGGAAACAUCUUUCAAAAGUGACAGUGACAGGGUUCUUUGUUCAUCGCGACCACAGCACGUGUCAGUAUUUACGAGGGGGAAGCAGAUCCAAGCACAGACCCUCUAUUCAGUCCUGCUUUCAUUGUACGGCAAUGGAUGAGGAAAUCAAGAGUUCCAGUAACCAAGAAGUGAACAGCUUUUUUGGAUUUGGGAAAAAGGACAAGGACAAGGAAAAGGACAAGGGCAAAGAGCAUAAAAAGAGCGACUGCAAAGACAAGAGCAAGGAUGGAAAAGACAAGAAAGAAAAGCAUGGGAAAAAGAAGGAGGGUAAAGACAAGAAGAAAAAGGAUGAUGGGAGUGGGAGUGGGUCUUCCUCAGGCUCUUCGUCCGACUCUGAUUAAGACUGAAAGG